Molecule: messenger RNA, 446 nt
Organism: Seriola aureovittata
Lineage: Eukaryota; Metazoa; Chordata; Actinopteri; Carangiformes; Carangidae
Product: delta(3,5)-Delta(2,4)-dienoyl-CoA isomerase, mitochondrial-like
Exons: 2
Coding region: 58-288 (76 amino acids)
Cellular component (GO): mitochondrion
Molecular function (GO): delta(3,5)-delta(2,4)-dienoyl-CoA isomerase activity
Source: RefSeq, a predicted model, not a curated record
CUCACAUUUUGAAAUCCACAUUUUCUCUCCAGCCGAGUGUUUGCAGAUAAGGAGGCCAUGAUGGCCGGAGCUCUGGAGAUGGCCGAUGAGAUUGCUGCUCGCAGUCCUAUAGCUGUGCAGGGCACCAAAAUCAACCUCAUCUACGCCAGAGACCACAGUGUGGCAGAGGGACUGGACUACAUGGCCACGUGGAACAUGAGCAUGCUUCAGACUCAAGAUGUGAUGAAAUCCGCUCAGGCUGCCAUGGAGAAGAAGAGUCCAAAGACAAUAGCCUUCUCCAAACUCUGAACCUCACUGAGGCACAGUUCAGAUAUAACACAAUUGUGGCCUUUCUGUGGGAAGGGGAUCCAGUCUGUUCUACUCUGAGCUUUUAACACCCCCCGUUUUGUACAUCUGUAAAUGACUUCAUGAAUGUUUUACCUUAUUAAAAAGAAACUGAUUUGAAA